This is a messenger RNA of Chrysochloris asiatica (Cape golden mole), 1574 nucleotides long. RefSeq names its product T-box 19 (gene TBX19). Gene Ontology annotation, biological process: positive regulation of DNA-templated transcription; heart morphogenesis; regulation of transcription by RNA polymerase II. The coding region runs from base 59 to 1402 and encodes 447 amino acids. The transcript is spliced from 8 exons. Gene Ontology annotation, molecular function: RNA polymerase II cis-regulatory region sequence-specific DNA binding; DNA-binding transcription factor activity, RNA polymerase II-specific. The record is from RefSeq and is a predicted model, not a curated record. Gene Ontology annotation, cellular component: nucleus. Lineage: Eukaryota; Metazoa; Chordata; Mammalia; Afrosoricida; Chrysochloridae.
GACAAGGUGGGUGACGCUUCUGAGCCCAUUUUGUAAGGGGCGAGAGGGGCCAACCACCAUGAGUGAGCUGGGCUCUCAGAAGGGCAGCGAUGGCACGGUAUCUCGCCUGCUCAACGUGGUGGAAAGUGAGCUCCAGGCAGGGAGGGAAAAAGGCGACCCUACGGAGAAGCAACUUCAGAUCAUCCUGGAGGAUGCACCUCUCUGGCAGAGGUUCAAGGAAGCCACAAAUGAAAUGAUCGUGACCAAGAAUGGCAGGAGGAUGUUCCCUGUCCUAAAAAUCAGUGUCACAGGGCUGGACCCCAAUGCCAUGUAUUCCCUGCUGCUGGACUUUGUCCCAACGGAUGGCCACCGCUGGAAGUAUGUCAAUGGGGAGUGGGUGCCUGCAGGGAAGCCGGAGAUCUCCAACCACAGCUGCGUCUACAUCCACCCAGACUCCCCCAACUUUGGGGCCCACUGGAUGAAAGCUCCCAUCUCCUUCAGCAAAGUCAAACUGACCAACAAGCUCAAUGGAGGCGGGCAGAUAAUGCUGAAUUCUCUGCAUAAAUAUGAGCCCCAAGUACACAUAGUACGUGUUGGAGGUUCCCACCGAAUGGUGAUGAACUGCUCUUUCCCUGAAACCCAGUUCAUAGCUGUGACAGCCUAUCAGAAUGAGGAGAUAACAGCUCUCAAAAUCAAGUACAACCCAUUUGCCAAAGCCUUCUUGGAUGCCAAGGAAAGAAAUCACCUAAAAGAUGUCCCAGAGGCUAUCUCUGAAAGCAAGCAUGUGACCUAUUCUCACUUGGGGGGCUGGAUCUUUUCCAAUCCAGAUGGAAUGUGCACAGCAGGAAAUGCCAGUUACCAGUAUGCAGCUCCCUUGUCUCUGCCUGCUCCCCAUUCCCACCAUGGCUGUGAGCACUAUCCAGGCCUCAGGGGACACCGGCAGGCUCCCUACUCUUCAGCCUACUUGCACAGAAACCACUCUCCCACAGUGAAUUUUAUAGAAAGCUCAAAUGAUAAUCUGCAAGUUUUCUCAGGACCUGAAAGCUGGACCUCUUUAUCCUCUACACCCCACACCAGCAUCCUGUCUGUACCCCACACAAAUGGACCCAUCAAUCCAGGGCCCAGCCCCUACCCAUGCCUGUGGACCAUCAGCAACAGUGGCGGGGGCCCUGCAGGGCAUGGCCCAGAAGUACACACCAGUUCCCAGGGUGCCUUUCUUCUGAGCAACCCAGCUGUGACUUCGCCACCCCCUUCUGUGCUCACCACUCAAGCACCUGCUUCAGCUGGCAUGGAGGUUCUGGGGGAGCCCUCACUGACCAGCAUUGCUGUGUCCACCUGGACAGCUGUGGCCUCGCAUCCUUUCUCAGGCUGGGGUGGCCUCGGUGGUGGUGGGCGCCAUUCUCCUUCCUCAUUGGACAGUUAGGCAGGAUCCUAGGGAAGAGUGCCAGUAGAGAAAGUUUUACGUGGAGAGUGCUUAGAAACCCAUCUACUGGAUUCUAGGAAGUCACACUGCAGGGUCCUCCCACCAAGUGAGCUGGAGGUGGGGUGUUAUGUCAGAAGUCCUGCUGGGAGAUGGUUACCUUUGGGUGAUGCUA